GCUGAUGGGAAUAUCUGUAGUUAUGCAGUGUAAUUGAACAGUCCUGGAGGCAUAUUAUUAUUUUGUCCAGAGCUGCAGAUUACAUGAACGUUAGGGUUCUUGGUUUUAAAUCUUGACAAUAUAUAAUGCGUUUGCAAUAGAUAAUUAAGAAAACGUAGAAAUUAGAACAUAUUUAAAAUACCCAGGAUAGCACCCGGAACCUUUUCUUCGCUGAGGCGUUUUUCCGGCCGACAGGAUUGUGUGUCGGACAGAUCCAUUGACAUUGCCGUGGAACAGGACUGGAGUUACCGAACCAGAAGGGAGGCCCAGUGCCGUGGCAGCCCGCUCCUCAGCUCUCGGUUUAGUGCAUCACGGAGCCAUGUAUCGGCGGAUGCUGCAGUUUUCCGCCAGAAGCUUUCUAAACGUGACGGCGCCCAGAGCCGCCUACAUAGAGGCGUCAGGUCAUGAAGCCUGCCUCACCAGAGCUUUAGUAGCCUGCCAGGUGACCAGAGUCACCCCUCCCAGUUUAACACCAUGUCGGGCUCUGCACAGCAGCACACAGCUCUGCGCCGUGAAGGAGACGCCCCAGCACACGGAGGAAGAAGUCGGGGCCUUCACAAAGCUCAUUGAGGCCAUGGGUUUCACAGGACCACUCAAAUACAACAAAUGGAAAAUCAAGAUAGCUGCCUUGCGGAUGUACACGUGCUGUGUAGAGAGGAUCAAUUAUGACGAGUUCUUUGAAAGGUGCUCCCUCCCUGACACGCUCAACUCUUGGUUCCUGAUAGCGCAGCUGCACGUGUGGAUGUGUUUGGUGCGGAUGCGUCAGGAGGGCAGAUCGGGAAAGUACAUGUGCCAGUACAUCGUCCACUCCAUGUGGGAGGAUGUGGAGCAGAGGAGCAGAAUGAUGGGGAUUGAAGCCUUUCGUAGAAAGGAAGUAAUGAAAACAAUGACAGAGACUUUCUAUGCUUCAAUAUUUGGAUACGAUGAGGGGAUCCUGUCUGACGACUGCGUGCUGGCUGCAGCUCUGUGGAGGAACCUGUUCUGCCGUCAGUGUGAGGACCCCAGACAGCUGGAGCUCAUGGUGGAGUACGUACGUAAACAGAUGCAGUACAUCGACACCCUGGACGGGGAGGACCUGCUGCUGACAGGAGAGGUGACGUGGCGUCCCCUGGUGGAGGAGAACGCACAGAGCAUCGUGAAGGUGGUCACGCCCACGUACAACGACACCGGACUGUGAGGCGAAGACGUGGACUCCUGUUUCCUCUUCGUUUCCUUGUCCCUGUCUUGUUUCCUGUCUCCUACCUUUAAUUAUGCAACAUUCUCUCACUCCUUCCUCUUUGCUCUUGUCUCCUGUCCUGAUUUUAAACAAGCUGUCGUUUCCCCAUCGGCUCCUUUUGGUUCCGUCUCCUCUUGUGUCUGUAACUUCUUCCUUCUCUCCCAAAUCAGUUUUCCACCAGAGGUCUGUUUCUGGAGGUGCAGUGCACGCAGGAUAGUCAGCAGUGAUGUUUCUGCUUCCACAUUCACCCAUCACCAAACCAACCAGUCCAAAACCAGAAAAGGUCACUCAUCAUCACCCUCAUCAUCAUCCUGUUGGUUUGGAGAGCUUCUGCCACGUCCUCUCUGUAAACUGAGCAAACAAGGCACUCUGUACUUAUAUUUUUGUAGCUUUUUCCACAAAUGCUUCACUGUAUUUAUAAAAAGUUUAGUCUACCUCCUUGUUUGCACCUUCCUUCCGCAGAGGUCUUAGCUAUUACUUCUCUUACUGCUCCUUCAUUCUGCAUUCAAGUUUCACUCUACAGUGAAUAGGUGGAGUUAGGUGACAUGGAAAUAAUGAAAACAAGACUUCACAUGCUAAUGGACCUUGUUUUUGUCAGUGGUCAGUCGUCCUGUGAGGCUGCAGCUCUGUCCAGCUCCCAUGAUGUUCUGAACCAGGGAUGAAGCUGAGCUGUCGAACACUUUGACAUCAUCACUGUAAUACAAACAGAAUAAAUAAGAUGUUCUCUGGAUGUAUAAAACUA
Monopterus albus (swamp eel) is the source of this 1997-nucleotide messenger RNA. It is a transcript of the gene uqcc1, whose product is annotated as ubiquinol-cytochrome c reductase complex assembly factor 1. The transcript has 9 exons. Gene Ontology annotation, biological process: mitochondrial respiratory chain complex III assembly. NCBI's taxonomy places the organism in Eukaryota, Metazoa, Chordata, Actinopteri, Synbranchiformes, Synbranchidae. Bases 359 to 1216 code for a protein of 285 amino acids. Gene Ontology annotation, cellular component: mitochondrion. The record is from RefSeq and is a predicted model, not a curated record.